Molecule: messenger RNA, 633 nt
Organism: Racocetra persica
Lineage: Eukaryota; Fungi; Glomeromycota; Glomeromycetes; Diversisporales; Gigasporaceae
Source: the annotation of a GenBank genome assembly
AUGGUUGAUCAAAUAAACGAUGUCUGGGUUUCAGAUGAAGAAACAUCGAAAUAUGAUAGAUUAAUCUCGUCAAAAGACUGGGAACGUAUGAAUGAAGAUUUUGGGAAUAUAGGGUACAAAGAAGGAAUUAUAGAAGGUAAAGAUAUUACCAUUCAAGAAGGGUUCAAUAAAGGGUACGCUGAAGGAGCUAAUGUUGGAAAAGAGAUUGGUAGGUUAAGAGGUUUAUUGAAUACAUUACUAGAAUACUAUACACCUCUACUCAAUAAUACUAAUGUUGAUGAAAGUAACAUUAUACUUCCAACUCAAUCCACUCUUGAUAAAUUAAAAUCUUUAGAAAGUGAUCUUGCAAAUUUACCAGUUGAAAAAUUUUUCACAAAAAAUUAUUUUAAAGCAACUUUAUCAACUGAUUCGACAUGUAGUUGCUGUGAAAAGUCGGAUAGUAAAAUGAAAGAUUGUUGUAAAAAUAAUAAUAACAUGAAUGAUAUUCAAAUAUCAAAUGUUGGUAAUGAAUCAGAAAGUUGCUCGUUGUCUCAACAAUCUUUAUCACAAAUGAAUUCGCCUGAACAAAUUUUGGAAGAAUAUCGUGAAAAAGUCAAAGCUUUAUUAACUGAAUUAGAAUUCAACAUAGAUUGA